Ambispora gerdemannii is the source of this 543-nucleotide messenger RNA. NCBI's taxonomy places the organism in Eukaryota, Fungi, Glomeromycota, Glomeromycetes, Archaeosporales, Ambisporaceae. The record is from the annotation of a GenBank genome assembly.
AUGGAUUAUAAGGACUUCACCAAGGGCGAAGUAUUGACCCAUCCCUUACCAUUAAAAGAGUUUGGUAAUUAUGGGGAUAAGUUUAGUGAGGAUUUAGGAAAAUUAGCCUUUGAACGACCAGGCGAAUUAAAUGCGUUGUUAGAUGAUAUGGGCGAUGAUGGCAAUUACAACGCCGAAGCCGACAAUAAAGGAGCCAUAUUAACUAAUACCGAGGCAUUUUAUAAGCCAGGGAUGGAUACCUUUAACAAAGCCAAGAAAUUAAUUUGUUCUUAUGGGAUGAAAGAUUUAAUAUUUGUAGUGCGUCCGCGUAUUCAUUCAAUGUUAAUAACUCAAAUUUAUUCACCCAGCAAUAAUAUCGGAUAUGUAAGUUUUGAGAGUAUGUUUGGGGGCGUAAUCAUUACCGAGUUAAAAGGAAAGGAUAUGAUGUAUCUACAUGAUAAAAAAGCGUAUCAGAUGGCAGUUGCUAUCGACCAUCCAGCGAACGGGAUUUAUAUUGACACACAUAGAUACGCCAUGGGACUUCAAAAUUAUUUAUUUAAAUGA